CAUAUAUGUCAUUGUAAGUUCAACUCCAAUAGUUUUCAUCCGUCUUCAAAUCUGAAGCUCACAAACCCAAAAUCUCCGCAAAAAGCGACAGAGCGAUAGAAUCCUUCAAGCUAGGCUAGGCUAGCUAGCUAGUAAAGAGACCAACCAAAGCAAUCGCAAAAACAUCGACCAUGGGACUUCUUUCCAAAAUGUUCUACAAGAAGGAAGCGGACGACAAGUCCGUUUGUACCUCCAGUUCGCGCACCAGCAGUUCGCGCACCAGCGAAGGUAGCAUCCGAAGCAGCAAGUCCAAGAGAAAGUCGUCGAGAAAGUCCAAGAAAGAUCGUAUUCUGGAACUCACGUCCGAUGAUGAUGCUCAUCGCCAUACUCCCAACGAACAAAUCAUUGCCAACUACCUCGAGGUGCUCAACGGGCACGGAUCUGUGGAAGAGAUGCUCGCGUUUUUUGCCUCUCCCGAUGUCGGUGUGUAUCCGGAUGGCGGAGAUCCCGCGACUGCCGCCAUGUUUGCCAACAUUCUUCGAGAUUGCUAUCUGAGUUUCGAAGACAUGUGCUUUGAUGGUCAUUCCGUCAAGGAAGUCAAGCCAGGUGUCGUCCUCUUGGAAGACAAUGUCGUGGCGGGUACGCACACUGGAGCUCCCUAUCAGCCUCUUCCCUCCUUGGCUGCCGUUCCGGCCAGUGGAAAGCGCGUUACAUUGGACCCGGAACGUGUCUUUUUCCAAAUCAAAGACGGUAAGAUCACCAAGAUGGAUGUCAUUUCUCAGGGAGUUCACACUGGCGUGGAAGGUCUCUACGUAUUGGCAGGAGGUAGCUUCUGAACUUUGCAAGUGGGUACCCCACGGAAGACGAUUGGUAUGGUGCUCCGAUACCCCACGGAAGGAAGCCGUCGUCAGAUUUGAAGAUAUAAUAUCAACGAUUGUAAAUGUAUCCAUCAGUUAACAUACAGCUGUUCCUA
Molecule: messenger RNA, 952 nt
Organism: Seminavis robusta
Lineage: Eukaryota; Bacillariophyta; Bacillariophyceae; Naviculales; Naviculaceae
Source: the annotation of a GenBank genome assembly